Molecule: messenger RNA, 474 nt
Organism: Gamsiella multidivaricata
Lineage: Eukaryota; Fungi; Mortierellomycota; Mortierellomycetes; Mortierellales; Mortierellaceae
Exons: 1
Coding region: 110-397 (95 amino acids)
Source: RefSeq, a predicted model, not a curated record
GUAUUUAUGGGAAGCACAGACAGGCACACAGGCGAAUCAUCGCCUAUCCGCAGGCGUCUCACUCUGGGAAAACACGCGCGGCAGAAUAACCUUCUUUGGGGUAGCGACGAUGAGGACGACAACGAUGAUGAUGCCGAGGAUGGUGUUGAGGGGUUUUAUUGGCUUUAUUGGCUUUAUUGGUUUUAUUGGAGCAUCAACCAUUGCUGAGGACCAUUGGCCGUUAUUGCUAUGGCCAGCACCCCUGGCUAGUGUCGAUCCCCUGCCCCUGGCCAGCCUGUGUCUUCAGAGGAGGAGAACCGCAGCCAUGGGCAUCCGCAUCCAACAUGGUCUCUGUCGCACCAACACCAGCAGCAGCCCCCUCGCGCGCAAGCAGGCAAGUGCAAGUGCAGGUGUGUAAGUGUAUGAAAGUGCAAGUGCAAGUACAUGUACAAGUGUAAGUGUGAGUGUGCGACAUGGCUCAUUCCUACGGAUGAA